CGCUGUAUAGGCUUUGUAUUUACUCAGUGUAUAAUUCAAUAUUUAAAAGUAGAAACUUCCUUAUUCACUCGUAUCCAUAAUGAUAUUGUAAAGCUGGAUUUGUUCUUGAAUAUAGGAUUCAACAAUGACAGAGUUUCGUGAACUAUUGUUUGUUCUGGUUAACCUUUGCUUCUUGACAGAGGCUGACGGUUGCACAUAUUCGUCUAACAAUGAGAUCAACAUCUGCAAUGCCGGCACUUUAACGGGAACAGAAAUUGGAAUACGAAACAAUAACGUCCCAAACGAUACACUUGCUAGUUGUGUGUGUGAUAUUCAAGCACAGAGUCAAACAAAUAUUACUGUGUUUUUUGAUGGACCUGGGUAUACGACCUGUGGAACAAAACUCUAUCUACAAAAAACAAUUUAUUCCUGCAAAGAUGGUUCUUCAAUAAUCGGUUCAGAAACGAACAGGCUAACUCUAAAGAAAAGUUACACUUUUAACGACGAGUGGUGUAUGCUGCUUCGAGCAGAUAUAUAUAACAUGGCCAUCACUUGCUAUGGCAUCAACGAAGAACUACCAGAACUUAAAACGGUCAGCCCUGUAAGCACCUCUGCAUCGUCAGUGUCUACAACUCAAGAAAACUCAAUACCUCCAUCAUUGUCUUCAAACUCACACCGCACAACAUCUACUUCAGAAACAUUAACAUCGGCAAUAUCGGAACUUCCCUCAACAUUAACGAUACCAAAUACUAGUACAACGCGUAUUACAACCACUUCUCUCAUUACCUCCUCUUUAUCACCAAAAUCUCCAGCCUCAGACAGCACAUCCGGAACCGUCCCGAGAGUCACGACUGGAAACACACAGACAGUAUCACACAUUGCCUCAGUCACUGCAUCUUCUACAUUUAUAACGACAAAAAGUUAUUCUGUUGGUCCUCAUUCGAACACAACUCCUACAAACACUACAAGUGACGCAAGCAGGACAGCCGCAAAAUUUCCAAAACUAGCGAUUGUAUUGAUCAGCGCCGUUUGUGGUAUCUUGCUUAUUGCCACCGUGAUUGCCAUCAUUGUCCAUGUAGUAAGGAAAAGAGGACCAAACUACAAUCAAAAGGAUACAGAGGAUGCGAUCAACGACUCGACGUCUAACUCUGUUAUUAACGCCUAUAACCCCAGACACUCCUCUGCUAUUACCAAUCCUAUGAACUCUAACCUUGAUGUUGCUCGAAAAAACAACGAUCUUUCGUCAUUUCAUGUGGAAAGUUCACCAACAUACGCAUCUAUAAAUAAGAAUCCAGGUCCAAACUAUGAAAAUACAUUUCCCACUGAAAGAUCAAACGUUCGAUCAACAGGAAUUAAAUUUAAAUCAUCAGUACCAGAAGCAGUGGACGAUACACAAGAAUCAGGAACCAGCGACCUGUACGCAGUUGUAAAUAAACCAGGAUCAAACCAAGAUAACAAAGACAUGCAUUCUGCAAACACUCAAGUCGGACCAAUGAAAGGAAUUCUGAAGAACCAAACUGGUCACAGAAGUGACAACGUGAAUAGGUUUGACAAAGCCGAAGAAAAUGGAGCUGUAAAAUUCAAUAACGAUCAUAUGCCUAAUUUGGAGCAAUACCCCGGAGAUGAGAAAUACACCACUGACAGUGAUGAGGAUAUGGACACGAUAAAUCCUAACUAUAUUCCGGGCACAUCGGAAAUGUCAACCGCAUUGUAAAUGGGGUGGGGGGGACUAAACAUAUUAAAUAAGGCAGGUACAUACGCAUAUACAUAUUAGCAUGUAAAUAGCGCUUUCGAAAAAUGUUUUGCAUGUAUAAAUGAAAUAUAUAUCAAUAAGAGUAAUUGGAUAGUGGUAAUCAGAUAUAUAAAACUCUAUUUCAAUUUCUAGCUACAUGACGAGGUAGUGUAAAUCAAGGUUUUUUUUGUAUUUGCUUUUCCCAAUAACAUAAACAUGAUCAAUUACAUGACAGACAUUGGCACGGACAUACCGUGACAUUGGUAAACAAUUUAAGUAGAAAAGGAUAAAACCAAUA
This is a messenger RNA of Mya arenaria, 2009 nucleotides long. RefSeq lists its product as uncharacterized. The record is from RefSeq and is a predicted model, not a curated record. NCBI's taxonomy places the organism in Eukaryota, Metazoa, Mollusca, Bivalvia, Myida, Myidae. Bases 125 to 1693 code for a protein of 522 amino acids. The transcript is spliced from 6 exons.